Molecule: messenger RNA, 2702 nt
Organism: Bufo bufo (common toad)
Lineage: Eukaryota; Metazoa; Chordata; Amphibia; Anura; Bufonidae
Gene: RORA
Product: RAR related orphan receptor A
Exons: 11
Coding region: 96-1658 (520 amino acids)
Biological process (GO): negative regulation of inflammatory response; regulation of transcription by RNA polymerase II
Cellular component (GO): nucleus
Molecular function (GO): RNA polymerase II cis-regulatory region sequence-specific DNA binding; nuclear receptor activity; zinc ion binding
Source: RefSeq, a predicted model, not a curated record
CAGAGGGAGUCUAUGAGCCUCCUCCCAGCAAUAUCUAACAUUGGGGGGGAUCCUGAUCCUCAAGACCCUACUACAUCAUUCUUUUGGGGGGAAUAAUGGAUCCUUGUUCUCCUGCAAGCCCUGAUCCGGCUUUGGAAACAGAAAUCAGCAAGCCAGCCCCCCAGCCCAGAGACCCCCAGGAACCUGCAAGAAGAGGGGAUCAUACAGGAGCUGCAGGAAGACACAGCUACCCUAUAACCACCACCAACAGAGGUCUGUCCAUAACAAAGAAGACUCACACAUCUCAAAUCGAAAUAAUUCCGUGCAAAAUCUGUGGAGACAAAUCAUCAGGGAUCCAUUACGGGGUCAUCACCUGCGAGGGUUGUAAGGGUUUCUUCAGACGAAGCCAACAAAGCAACGCCACAUAUUCAUGUCCACGGCAGAAGAACUGUUUGAUCGACAGGACAAGCAGGAAUCGAUGUCAACACUGUCGGCUGCAGAAAUGCCUUGCUGUGGGAAUGUCACGUGAUGCUGUAAAGUUUGGCCGUAUGUCCAAGAAGCAGAGGGAUAGCCUAUAUGCUGAGGUGCAGAAACAUCGCAUGCAACAGCAGCGAGACCACCAGCAGCAGCCAGGGGAGGCCGAACCACUAACCCCUGUCGGAUACGGCCUGACUCCUAACGGGCUGACAGAGUUACGGGAUGACCUAGGGGGAUACAUGGAAGAGCACACGCCAGACGACGGCAAAAAUGAGUCCGCAGUAAGCAGCUUCUACCUAGAUAUCCAGCCAUCCCCAGAUCAGUCGGGCUUGGACGUCAAUGGCAUCAAACCAGAGCCUCUCUGUGACUACACACCACCAUCAUCCUUCUUUCCCUACUGCUCAUUCACUAACGGAGAGACUUCCCCGACCGUAUCUAUGGCAGAACUUGAACAUCUUGCUCAGAACAUCUCGAAGUCUCACAUGGAAACCUGCCAGUAUUUGCGCGAGGAGCUGCAGCAGAUAACAUGGCAGACCUUUCUCCAAGAAGAGAUUGAAAGUUACCAGAGCAAGCAACGGGAAGUUAUGUGGCAGCUUUGUGCAGUAAAAAUCACAGAGGCCAUACAGUAUGUGGUUGAAUUUGCCAAACGCAUUGAUGGGUUCAUGGAGCUGUGUCAGAACGACCAGAUAGUGCUGCUGAAAGCAGGCUCAUUGGAAGUUGUCUUCAUCAGAAUGUGUCGUGCCUUUGAUUCUCAGAAUAACACGGUGUAUUUUGAUGGUAAAUACGCGGGCAUAGAGGUCUUCAAAGCUUUAGGUUGUGAGGACCUCAUGAGCUUUGUGUUUGAGUUUGGGAAGAGUUUAUGUUCGCUGCACUUGACGGAGGAUGAAAUUGCUCUAUUCUCUGCCUUUGUGCUCAUGUCAGGAGAUCGCUCAUGGCUGCAGGAGAAAUUGAAGAUUGAGAAACUCCAGCAGAAGAUCCAACUCACGCUGCAGCACGUUCUUCAAAAGAACCAUCGUGAGGAUGGAAUCCUAACAAAGUUAAUAUGCAAAGUCUCCACCCUGCGCGCGUUAUGUGGGCGUCACGCAGAGAAACUCAUGGCGUUUAAAGCAAUAUAUCCAGACAUUGUGAGACAUCACUUCCCUCCCCUCUACAAGGAACUUUUUACCUCUGAAUAUGAGCCAGCCAUGCAACUGGAGGGAUAGAGGAGUCUGUGGUUGACACCUGGAAUACACAGCCCUUUCAUGAGAGUAUAGUCGUGCGCGCACUCGUGUAUGUAAACAUGGGGAAGAGGAACCAAGACACUUUACGCAAAUCUGGGUACUGGAGGAGAGGGCGAGGGGUGACAUGCAGAGACAUUUGACCUUGACCUCUCACCCUCCCGCCGGGGAUAUUGUUUACAGGAUGUUUUUGGAGAGAGUUUAAGGACCAAUCACAAGGCAGGCUGGUAAGAGAGCCACACCUGCAUUUUUAACCAUGAGACUUCUGAGGUCUCUAGCAAUACAAGCAAAGUAAUAUUUAUAUAUAUAUAUGUAUUACAGGGUACUUGGGCAUGAACAUUUAUAUGGCUAAAGAGAUCUUGUUUAAGUGUAGGGGCCGGAUGUAGGCUUCUUCUGGUCUGUUUUAAUAUGGCACUUUUUUGUUUUGCACCUUUUUACUAAUUCCUACUGCUCUUCUCCCUAUGUUUAGUGAAUUGUGUUUUUUGUUGUUGUUUGUUUUCUUUUUGUUUGUUGUUUUUUCUUUCUUUUUAAUUUGUAUUUUUGUGUGCACAUCAGGAAAAUUGAGACUUAGUGAAAAAAAGCAAUAGAUCUUUGGGAGUGUGUCGGAGCGGUUCCUGCUGCUGUUUUUUGAGGGAUUGGUUUAGGGAAAGGCUGGUCCAAAUAAGCUGUUUACGGUUCUCAUGAAGAUGGUACCUACAGGAUUUAACCUUGGCCCUAUGCCAUGACAAUGGGAUCUGUAACCAGCCAGGUGUUUGAAUAUGUAAAGGAACAGUUGGUGUGUAACACUGCAAUAGGAUGGACAAGGCACAUCUGCCGCUGAUGCUACAUGUCUCAUUGUGUCACCUUGCAUUACCAUUACAGAACAACCUUGUUGAAAUGAUGCAAAUUGCUCCUCGUCAGAUAUAACUUCACGGUUUUAUUACCACUAAAAUGUAUAUAGGCAAAUAUGGACUAGCAGCCUAUCAUAACUCUUAAAAUUUAAAGGGAUCUGUCAUUUACAGAUAUGCCUUUAUGUGCUUAUCAAUCUUU